AUGCAUAAUACAUUUGAACUUGAUAAAUAUUUAAGAUCUAAUAUUGAAAAUCCAUACAAUGAUCUUUGCAAAAAAUAUUUACUAGAUAAUAAAGUUAACAUAAAUGUAGAAGAUAUUAAAGAAAUCACUAAAUUAUCAAAAUAUGCAUUUUUUAUUAAAACAUAUAAAAGUGAAUACAUAGUGUCAUUUGUGAUGAAUAAAGAUAAAUUAAAGGAAUUUGAAGUAAAAAAAUUUAAUUUAAUAAUUCUUUGUAGAAAAUAUAAUAAAAUUUAUUAUGAUGUGCAAAUAAUAAACGUUGAUGAUGUAGAAUAA
Messenger RNA from Vairimorpha ceranae, 312 nucleotides. RefSeq lists its product as hypothetical. The coding region runs from base 1 to 312 and encodes 103 amino acids. Lineage: Eukaryota; Fungi; Microsporidia; Nosematidae. The record is from RefSeq and is a predicted model, not a curated record. The transcript has a single exon.